CUGACACUCCUCCCACCGAGCGAGCCGCCGACCCGCCGAGCAAAAUGGGAAAUGAGGCAAGUUACCCUUUGGAAAUGUGCUCACACUUUGAUGCUGAUGAGAUCAAAAGGCUAGGAAAGAGAUUUAAGAAGCUUGAUUUGGACAACUCUGGUUCUUUGAGUGUGGAAGAGUUCAUGUCCUUGCCUGAGUUACAACAGAAUCCGUUAGUACAACGAGUAAUAGACAUAUUUGACACAGAUGGGAAUGGAGAAGUAGACUUUAAAGAAUUCAUUGAGGGAGUCUCUCAAUUCAGUGUCAAAGGAGAUAAGGAGCAGAAGUUGAGGUUUGCUUUCCGUAUCUAUGACAUGGAUAAAGAUGGCUAUAUUUCCAAUGGGGAACUCUUCCAGGUGCUGAAGAUGAUGGUGGGGAACAAUCUGAAAGAUACACAGUUACAGCAAAUUGUAGACAAAACCAUAAUAAAUGCAGAUAAGGAUGGGGAUGGAAGAAUAUCCUUUGAAGAGUUCUGUGCUGUUGUAGGUGGCCUAGAUAUCCACAAAAAGAUGGUGGUAGAUGUGUGACUCUUUUUUUAAAAAGAGUACUACCCAACACUUUUGCUUUCUUCUCCAUCUCUGAAGAUCUGCUCAAGACGUCCAGCAAUGCUCUCUGUGUAUUUAAAUGGAAGUAUUUUUCUCUGUGAAGCCACAUUUUCCAACAUGAGCCUCAUGAAGCCAACUAAGUGUUAUUGAACUCUUAUUCUCUCAAUAACUCAGUGUAGCACUUUAAAGUCUGAAGGACAGCAAGAUGAAAAGAGCAUAUCAAUGUGGUGGAGAAAGGGAAGGGGUUGGCUUUUUAAUUUAUUUUUCUUCAUCUUUUAUAACAAGAAAGUAUCUAUAUAUACAUAUGUAAAUAUUUAUAUAUAGAUAUAUGUAGCUUUCUAUAUAUGUAGUAGGUUGGCUUUAAUUUAACAUACUUGAUUCAAAAACAAAAUGAUAAAAGAGUACAAAAGUGCCAAGCAGAACAUAAAACGUUCAAAAACAUGGAUAUAUACAUCCUUACUUUUAUUUCACACAGUUUUUAUAUAGAUAGAAGAUUGUACAAUUUGAGCCGGGUGUCAGGCCAGCUAUUUUUCCUUUUCCUGUGCUUUCUCUUUUGAGAGAUUGACAAAAGCAUUUGUUAAUGUCCUAUUAUUUACCUUAAUUACCUUAUUUUGUAACAAAGGAGUCUAACUUUAUACCUAUGAAUAUAUUUCCAGUUAUUACGUCUCAUUGCUGAGCAGCAGCUUUUUAAUAUAUCUCUGCUUGAGGAGAACGUAUAGUUCAGUGCUAUUGCCAAGAGCUAGUUCUUGUGUUCAUAUAGUGACUGCACCAUGCUUAUGGCUGCUUUAUUCUGUUACUUCAUAAGUAGGAGCCAUUACAUUUAUUAAAUGUCCCUGAGUAAAUGUAAGUUAUCAGUUGUGAUGACUGUUUUCUGUGUGAAGGCUGCAAGCUGUGUGAGGCAACCAUGAUUUAUCUUUUACUGAAUGAGGAGUACCUGAAGCCAUCAUGUAACUAAUUCUAGAAUAUUCGUUUGUUUCAUUAUAUGGUUAAAUAAGUUGUCAUUAAACUCAUGUUUAAACCAUAAAUUUCCUUUUGGUGUUUCAAAAGAUUUGCCACUAUUCUAAAUAACUGGUGAUAUUUAAUGUGUGCUUGUAUUUAUCUCAACACCCACACAUUUGUGAUUUGAAUGGGGAAAAUCUUGCUAAUCUGCCACAGAAGAGCAAAAUUUUAUCCAAAUUUAUGCCUUUUAAAUUACCACAAGGCAUAGAGAGUACAUGAUGAUUUUCUUUCUUGAUUUGCCCAUGUAAUUUAUAAUGGAUUCUAACUUAAAUAAAUUUGUGUGAUAUAAAAGUAGUGUAUCAUGUUCCACCACUUGAUAUUAUCCUUUCCCUUUUCUGCAAAGGUACUAUUUGGCUGGAAGAAAAAUAUUUUUGUUAGCUUUCCCUACGCAGUUUUUGAAUAAAAACUGGUUUUCUAAUGAGUGGAAAAGAGCAGGUUGCGUCAAGGUGAAUGAAUCUUAAAUGGAGCACACCUGCCUGCCAUCGCUGUUCCUUCAACUGAGUGCUGCACAUCAUGGGCUCUGUCUGUGAGAGAAAAAUCCCGGUGCUUGGUGUCCUUGCAUGACAUGGAGUUUUGCAUGUAGAUCGAUUUAAAAUGUACCUCUUGUUUACAUAAUUUGCAUAAUUUAAAAAGAUAAUGUUGCCAAACUUUGGAAAUGUUAACGUUAAAACUGAAAAUCUCCACUACAUGUAUCUUUCUUCCUCUGGAUCAGUACGUGGCUUAUAAUCCCAGCCAGUGGUUUGAUCUGUUCCAGUGUCAACUGCCAUGUGCUCUGCUUCAAGGGGGAACUAGUCUUUUGUGAAUUUUUUUGUAUAUAAGUAUUUGUUACAAAUAUUUUAGCAAAUGCUUUCUAUUUCUCUUGCUUGUGCAUAUCUUGGCUGGCGUUACAGAAAAUAGUGCAAACAUUAUUUCUUUACUGGGGAAUGAGGGUUUUUUUUUUUUUUUAAGUUUGUGUGUGUGGGGAUGGGGGAGGGGGUGGUUUAUGUUGAAUGUUUAGUUUUCCUUUUGCAUGAUACAUCAUGUUGUGGGAUCUUUAGAAAACUUCAUACUGUAUGAAUAAAAUAAAAUAUUUCAAACUUG
Molecule: messenger RNA, 2654 nt
Organism: Orycteropus afer afer
Lineage: Eukaryota; Metazoa; Chordata; Mammalia; Tubulidentata; Orycteropodidae
Source: RefSeq, a predicted model, not a curated record